Pundamilia nyererei is the source of this 1809-nucleotide messenger RNA. It is a transcript of the gene srsf5a, whose product is annotated as serine and arginine rich splicing factor 5a. The transcript has 8 exons. NCBI's taxonomy places the organism in Eukaryota, Metazoa, Chordata, Actinopteri, Cichliformes, Cichlidae. The coding region runs from base 136 to 1023 and encodes 295 amino acids. The record is from RefSeq and is a predicted model, not a curated record. Gene Ontology annotation, molecular function: RNA binding.
UGCUCUUUUUAUGCUCACUCGCCAUUUUGAUUCAGCACAGUCGGUGACCUACUUUGAGCAGGAGCGAGCCAGCAGCGAAAGCAACAAGGCCCAAGCAGCUCUGUUAGGAACAAAGAAACAGCUGAUAAAAUCAUCAUGAGUGGCUGCCGUGUCUUCAUUGGACGCUUGAGUCCUCACGCCAGAGAGAGAGAUGUGGAGAAGUUUUUCAAGGGCUAUGGUCGCAUCCGUGAGAUCAACUUGAAGAAUGGGUUUGGCUUUGUGGAAUUUGAUGACCACAGAGAUGCAGAUGAUGCUGUGUAUGAGCUAAAUGGCAAAGAACUGUGUAGUGAACGGGUCACUAUUGAGCAUGCUCGCUCCAGAAGAGGAAGAGGUGGCGGCCCUGGAAUGGGACGUUUCGGAGGCGGCGGCGGCGGUGGUGGUGGUGGCGGCGGCGGCUAUCGUCAAUCUCGCAGCAGUGGAUCCAGAUAUGGCCCUCCAGUGCGGACUGACCACAGACUCGUUGUGGAGAACCUGUCUUCGCGGACGAGCUGGCAGGACCUGAAGGACCUGAUGAGGAAAGCAGGGGAAGUUACCUUUGUGGACGCUCACAGACCCACCAAAAACGAAGGGGUGGUUGAGUUUGCAUCCCGCAGUGACAUGAAGAAUGCCAUAUCCAAGCUUGAUGGGACAGAACUGAAUGGUCGCAAGCUGAAGAUGUUUGAGGACAGCAGAAAUCACAGCAAGAGCCGCUCUCGCUCCCGCAGCUACUCCCGCUCAAAGAGUCGCUCCAGGAGCCGCAACCGCUCCAGGAGCCGAUCCAGAUCCGCCAGCCGGACUCCCGAGAAGAAGACGUCAGGAGGGGGCAAGGCUUCAGCCAGAUCCCCGUCCCGCUCCAAGUCUCGCUCCAAGUCGCGCUCCAGAUCUCGCUCGCGUUCACCUGCACCGGCUCAGGACAAACAGUCUCCCCGCUCUCGUUCCCGCUCUCGCUCUCGCUCCCAGUCCCGCUCUCGUUCCCGCUCCGCCUCAGCAGACAGCAAACACUGAGAUGGGUACACCUGUAUGUUGUAACAUAGACUUGUAGUUGCUCGGUGUGGGUCUAAGUCUUUUUCCUUUCUUUUUUUUCCUUCUUUGUUUUAGUGAAGGGGAUGCAUUGCCUUUUUAUAUGGCUUCUUUUGAAAUAAAGACUGUCAUUAAUGACACUUUCGUGUUUAUUAUUUGUAAAUCUUAAUUUUGGAUGCGUCUCCGUAGAAGGAAGUUUUGUUUUUGUGAGAUUUAUGUAUCCCAUCUUUGUACAGGCAUUUCAUAUAUAUGAAAUACUCAGUUGGUGAUGAUGCCCGUUACAGUCUAAGCUGUCUGCCAUGUUUUGAUUCCAUCCAGCACUCUGUGGCUUUUGGUCACGUCAUUGAUUCUCCAAAAUGUUGACGAGUAUGUUUUGGUAAUGCGAGCUCCCGGUUGUUGCUGUGAUUACGCUUGUGAUGACGUAUUUGUACACGUUUCAUUCACUGCCCUGAUAUGUGAAUCUGCAAAGACUUCAGCUAGUUAUUUGUCUGGAUUUUUUUUUUCAUUUUUGUAAUGGAUUUAGAUUUGUUUUUAAAUCACGGCCUUAUUCCACCUGCUGAGUUUUCUUAAUCUCCACCCUAUUGGGUGUUGAGGGCCUGAACACGUUUGUCUCUAAAUAAGUUUAUAAUUUGAUACUAAUAAAAUGCCCACUGCAUUUCCUUUCCUUUUUUUAUGUCAGUUUUUUAAAAUACUUUGUGAAUGUGGUUCAAGAGAUUCACAUACGCAUUAAAAUUUCUGCGAUUGAACUCAAUAAAGCUUCACAACUGUUAA